Molecule: messenger RNA, 4602 nt
Organism: Sclerotinia trifoliorum
Lineage: Eukaryota; Fungi; Ascomycota; Leotiomycetes; Helotiales; Sclerotiniaceae
Source: the annotation of a GenBank genome assembly
AAUACCGACCUAGUCAAGGAUACCUACCUACUAAUUAGAAUCUUCUCUUUCUGUGAUGUAAUUUAUUAUGUAUGGCAACCAAUCCAUGACCUUUACUUUAUUUGUAUCCUACUUCUUCUUCUCUUGGUAGAGUACAUGAAUACCCUGGGGACUACAGACGAUACACGUUGAAUUUUAACGCUUUGAGCUUGUUACACCUGAAUAAGUUACCUGGAAUUAACGGCAAGUUCACGAUAAACAGCCUCGCAGCUUGUAUACAUACCUACCUCCCUACCUAUCAGGAAAACCUAAUAAAUAAACCAUUCCUGGUAGCGGCGGGUGCACUUACUUGGACUUGGACUUGGACUUGGACUUGCACUUGGACUUGGACUUGGCUUUGGCUUUGGCUUUUCCCUUUUAUAAGCUACUGUGUGAACCUUUCAUUACUAGGUAUUUUACUUGGUUUCUGCUUUCCAGCUUCCAGUUUCCAGUUUCCAGUUUGCUUGCCUGUCUAAAUAAGGUGCUUGUCAUCUGCCGUCCACCCCCCAUCCCCUUCCCUAACUACAUAUCAACAACCUCAGAGAAAAUACUUUAUUUGCCCAUCAUGGCUUAUAAUGCUAUUGAUCAAACGGAUCAUGAUAAAGAUCAUCAUGAUGACCACGAAUUAAGCUCUGCUUCUUCAAAUUCUCCAUUCCAAGGCCUUUUACCAAGUCAUCUAUUUUUAGAUGCGCAGAAUAGCGAUACGAGCCACAGCCAAACAUGGUCUCCAGAAAACCCACAGAGUCUCAGUCAAAUGGUACAAUCGAUUACCUCGAAAAGUACGAAAACGAGUGCCACUUAUGAUAUUCUAGAAGAAGACGAUUACGAAGAGCACGGGGUAGAACGAGAGCAAACGUCUCCCUCACUAGGGCUAUCACCAGAAAAGAAGAACGUCACAUCACCGGAGGAAUCUCCACCGGAGAAACCCCUAGUCGUGAGCAUUCCACGGCCCCUUCCACGGCAAAAUACAGCCACAAGGUCGUCCAACAAUACAACCUCUCCUAUAUCACCUCGUGCAGUAUUCCCAAUAGAACGUGCGCCCAUUGUUCGUACAGCAUCAGGUCACAGCAUUGCCUUGCGACAUCCGACCCCCGACCUACAGACGCUGCAAGGGGCUUAUGUAGGGAAUAUUGAUAAAUUAGAAAGGACAGCAGAACGAUUGAGUAUGACCUCCUCUAUCGACGAUGCCAUUCGAGAACUCCAUAUGGAGCAGAAGCGCUCGGAUAGUCGCCGAUCAUCAAUUCUGUCCCAGCUUAACGAAAUGCCGCAAGUGUCGAGAGAAGUUUCCAAUCCCAGUUCCAUCAUCGAGUUAAAUAAUGCAGCGAGGUCGGGAGGGUAUUCGCCAGCCGGGUAUAUGAUGUCUCCAAAAGGCUCCUUCUCCACUACUACACUAGCAAGAUCCGCAUCAAAGAGCUCGAGAUUCGGGAAUCGACCAGAGCCAGAGUUGGAAGGAAGACCAUUGGAUUCAUUCGUCAAUAUAUCGUUCCCAUCACUUGUUGAAAACCCAACGCCUUCAAUCGCGGAACAAGAUGAACGUUCUGCGACCUUAACACGCCCAGCUGCUGACAACUUCGGCACAGAAAAUAUGGCAGAGAGUAAGGCAGAGCAUAUGGCGGAGAAUGUAGCAGAAAACAUGGCAGAACAGGUCAACGAGUCUCGGCCUCAAACCUCAACAUCAACCAACACAUUUGACCAGGCGGAGCGGAUGUUUGCAGAUUUUGAUGGAGUUCAUUCUGCACCUCUGAGAACAUCUUUCGACUACGGCUUGAGUAUGGAUGAACAUAGAAGGACUACAUCGGGGGCGGCUGACUUGGAGCUACAUGAAGAUGAAAGGGGAUAUACAUCUGCUGCACAACUUUUGCCGGGGGACAAUGACCAGAGAAGGAUAUCAUCCGGGGAUCGACUGUCAAUGGCUAGACCACAGACAUACGCUGACCCAAGUACUGGGCAACAGAUGGUUUAUUAUCCAGCCAGAGUUCCUAUGAUGCUCAAUCUACCCCAGAAACUCUCAAAAAAUCCAUCUUCUAUGGCAAGAAAUAAAAGAAGGUCUCAGGUUCUCGGCAACAUUCCACCUGCGGCUCGGCAAUCAGCUGUCUGGCUACCGGACGUGUUGGAAGUGAACGGUGAGCCUCUGCCCGAGAAUGACGAAGCGCAAAACCUGGAAUACAUUCCUCAGCACCAGAGAAUGAAUAUGGGUGGGCGGAGAAAUACACAGGAUCUAUCGCACAUGCCGCCCCACUUGAGAGCAAACUUAUUUUUCGAACUGCCAGAAGGGCAGACAGGUGCUAUGGAGUUGAAAGACCAGUCAGCUGUUGCUACAUUGGACAGCAUCCUGGAUGCCUCUGCGCAUGCUCCCGUUACCGCAUUUGUAGACCAUGCAAUUGCCGGACAUCUUGGCUCCGAGGUGUAUGGGAAAUCGCAUCAACGAAACAAGAGCAACACUCAAUUAUUGACGCCGGAUAAGCAAGAUAAUCCAAAGAAACGGACGAGCUCAUUCAACUUUCUGUUGGGUCGUCGGGGGAGUAGUAACAAUUUACUGGGAGACAAUGACAAACGUGCUGCUACAAUGACUAACAUUCAGGUAGAAAGAAAGGCGACGAGAUCUCCUAUCGAGGAUGACGAAGAUGACAUCAAUAACAAGGACACAACACCUUUACGGCAUACGCGCGGAGUCAGUGGUGCUACUGAUCUCAUACGGGCGGAGGCGGGUGAAGUAGAGAGCGAAGAGGAUGAGGGUCAAAGGGACGAUGAACUUUACCACGGCCCACCGACCACACUUCUUGCCGAACUACAGUUGCGCAAGCAGCAGCAGAAGAUUCGGACUCGGCCCCCACUAAAUGUGAAUGGCAUGCAGUCUACAUUACUCGAGAUGGAUACCGUUCUACAAAGGCAGCAGCAAUCCAGGAAACAAAAGCGGGUCAACCUUGCAUGGCAAAUUGGUAAUAAUGACGACCCAGAUGCUGAAGAAGACGAGGACGUCCCCUUGGCGAUGUUGAAUGUAACAAGAGCCCACGCUCAAGAAAUCAAUCGGCCGCUCGGUUUAAUGGAGAAACGUGCUUUAGAAGACAAUGAGCCACUCAGUCGACGUAGGGCCAGGCUGACGGGUCAACCUAUGCCAAUGCCAAUGCCUCGAGCUAAUACUAUGAUGCACAUUCCUACAGGCAGUCCUGCUCUGGAAGAAGACGAAGGAGAAACACUCGCACAACGCAUCCGUCGUCUGAAAGAACGUGGGGGCACAGCAACUGGGUUGCCGGCUACGCGACCUGUCAGCGGCGAUUUUGCAUCUGAGCUGAUGAGUCAACUCGGUGGAGAUCUAAUGAAUGAUGAUGGCAAGGGCAAGGAAAAUGAAGUCUUGACAGCUCCUGUCAACGAAGAAGAGGAAACCCUGGGCCAGAGACGCAAACGUCUCCAAGCAGAGCGUGAAGCUCGUGAAAAAGAAGUUGGCACUGCUGGUGAUGCAGAAGUAGUCCCGGAGCCUUUAGUCAUUAACAAAAUGAAUAGUAUGGCAGACAUUCUCUCCGCGCACCCAGCUGCCGGCGCAAGUCGAAAUUCCUCUUUUAGCAAACCAUCCCGACCUGCCGGUGGUCUUCUAGGGAUGCAUGAGAAGCAAAGCCAGCUAAGAGCUACUACAAUCAACAAUCUGGUCACACAACAAAAUUCGGCUCCCCGCGUCGUUCGUGUCCACAGUGGCACGCACAAUGAUUCCUAUGCCCAAGGACAGCCUGGUAUGAUAAGACCACACACUUCGUACAAUCUUCCAAGCAGUGGUAACCCGCAAUUCACUCAACCCGCCUCCAUGAACCCUAUGACGACCCAAUAUGGAAAUGCCUACCUUAACAUGGGAUAUCAAAACACCAUGCCUAUGGGUGGCUAUAAUAGCAUGAUGCCAAUACAGAUGCAGAUGCAAAAUAUCCACACAAACCCCAUCACUGGCAUGCACACUGGGCCUGGUGGCGAACCGCUUAAUCAGGGGCAACUUGACAUGGUCGAGCGAUGGAGACAAAGUGUAAUGCACUAAAUCUUUCCUCUUAUCCAACUCGUGAUUUUUUAUUCUUUUUCAUUUCUCGUCUGCUUUUGUGACAUUCAGGUUUCCAGGAGUGCGAGGAAGUACCAAGCAACACUCGAAAGGAUGGAUUUAUAGAUAGAUACACAUGGAAGCAAGCAUUUACAGUUGGCGUUUCACUUUAUUUUAAAUUUGAUAUUUGAAUUUGGAGAGAUUUUGGGAUACUUGGGGGUUGGAGAGUUGCGAGAUAUACCUUUUUCACCCCCGCCUGUUUUUAGAAGAUGGUAGGGUUGAAAGCAUAGCGUGGAAUAUAUGGAUGGCAUUAAAGACGUAUAUUUUUCCCCCCCUUUUGUGGCAAGGAUGGAUCGUUUGUAUAAGAUACUAAUAUGGAUGGAUUUGGAUUUGAAUUUGGAUUUUGAUCUGGAUUUGGGAUUUUGGGAAUUUGGGAUUUUGGAUUGGAGAAUCUGAAACUGGUUAUUUAGAUGGGAGGGUUUGAGGAACCUUGGGAGAUGGUUACCGUGUUGUGCUGUGCUGUGCUGUAUUGUGCUAAUGGUGGGUGGGUGUGUUUAUAUAGUAGAUAC